Messenger RNA from Fraxinus pennsylvanica, 576 nucleotides. Lineage: Eukaryota; Viridiplantae; Streptophyta; Magnoliopsida; Lamiales; Oleaceae. The record is from the annotation of a GenBank genome assembly.
AUGGCACCUUAUGAUAUUGGCCAAAAUUCGGACGGAAUAUUUAGCUCCGACGGCCCGAUCCUUCCGCCUCCAACUGAGUUGCAAUCAGAAGAAGGCUUCGCUCUUCACGAAUGGCGGAGGCUGGCCAAGAAUCUUUCAGAUCUAUCACUAGAUCGUAUUACAGAGGAGCAGCUGGGGUGUGAUACUGUUUUUGUGACACCAACAGCUCGAACAAUUGACAUUUCUCAUGCAUGGGUUAUGAAAAAUGCAAUUACGCUGGUGGUCUCUCCUGUGACCUGUGGAAGCAUUACUGAAAUGCUUAGGAAUUAUGUCCAUACAACUAGAGAAUUGUACCUAUAUGGAGAAGGACAUGAUUGUGGUGGUGGUUUUAUGGCGGUGGAAGUUCAAAGCAGGAUUCGACAGUUUUUGAUGUCGACGAAAACGUUUGGAUAUAGUAACGACUUUUGUUCUUCAUCGAUUUUGGCACCGAUCGGAGGCGGAGAUGAGGUUGUCUCGCUGUUGUCAAUGGAGGAAAUUGGAGAUGGUAAUGGAGAGGUUUGGAGGGUUUUCAAUUUGGGAGAAAUGAAUGAGUUCUGA